AGUAGCUCAUCACAUUAUUGAGUAAUGCCGGUGUUCAUCAAGCUGAAGUACGGCUCGGAGGUCUUUCGUUGGCGUCUAUUCUACGUCCCAGCCUUGGCCGAUGUGAAGCGAUGCCUCUAUGAGAAGUGGCCUCAGCUGCGUGCGGAAGUGGUCAACAUUUACUACGUAGAUGACGAUGGUGAUAAAUGCCAUCUCACUGAAGGCUCCUUCUUCGAUGCAUGGGAGAUCGCUAAGCAUCGUGUUGAAGGAACCGAUCGCACUCCAACGCUCAAGUUCUCUGUGGAACUACAGACCGCAGUCGAGGCCCCUCUGGUGUUGCCCUCUGAGCCUCAACAGGCAGCAGUGCCGUGCUUACUGGUGCCGUUGUCGCUGUUGAAGGAGCUAAAGAUAGAUGCCUUUCGUGAUGGGUGGAUGUGUUCGGACCAAGGAGGUGAUCACGCCAUGGGAGCCUCUGUGGAAUCUGAAGGUUCCUUGAAUGAUAACGAGAGUGUGAGCAGUGGCUGGCAGGAAGUAUCCCGUCAAAAUGAAGCCGCUCAGUAGUCGGCUCUUUAGACCGUUGAGCUGAAGUCUAUGGAUUAUGAAAUUCUGCCAUUGUUCGAUCGGUAGUGUUUGGUCACUUUGUUAGCUUAUUUAAACAUUACAUGAAUAAAGAAAACUGUGGGCUUCGAACCCACGACCUUUGGUAUGUCGAAAUGUCCCUGUAACUGUUACACCAUUCUGUCGGUAUUGGUCGGUUAGUUGAUUCCGUCGAGCAUACGAGCUGGGUUUGCUACCUCUUGCUCAAGCUCCGGUUAGCCAACCUUUCCGACGUCUCC
Molecule: messenger RNA, 815 nt
Organism: Perkinsus marinus ATCC 50983
Lineage: Eukaryota; Perkinsozoa; Perkinsida; Perkinsidae
Exons: 2
Coding region: 25-540 (171 amino acids)
Source: RefSeq, a predicted model, not a curated record